Cladophialophora yegresii CBS 114405 is the source of this 2088-nucleotide messenger RNA. RefSeq lists its product as uncharacterized. Gene Ontology annotation, biological process: regulation of DNA-templated transcription. The record is from RefSeq and is a predicted model, not a curated record. Lineage: Eukaryota; Fungi; Ascomycota; Eurotiomycetes; Chaetothyriales; Herpotrichiellaceae. Gene Ontology annotation, molecular function: zinc ion binding; DNA-binding transcription factor activity, RNA polymerase II-specific. The coding region runs from base 1 to 2088 and encodes 695 amino acids. The transcript has 3 exons.
AUGGGGACGACAAUCGACAGGAACAUAGCAUCUAGUAAGAAGGCCCGCAAGAGCACACCAAAGGUCAGGUCCGGUUGCAUUACGUGCAAAGCCCGGCGGGUGAAGUGCGACGAGCAGAAGCCCGAAUGUCAACGCUGUCUCCGCGCCAACAGGAAAUGCGAAGGUUACCCAGUGGGUGCUCGUGGACAGGCCACGCAGCAGCUGCCCCUGGAGCCAACCUCGAUCACGGCAUACAGCAUCCCCUUCAAGGUCCCCGGUAGUCAGGCGGACCGGCAGCUGCUCCACUACUUCUGCAGUCAAGCAGCCUGGAAUCUGUCCAGUUGCACAGAUCCUACCUUGUGGACAGAACUAAUACUGCAACGUGCCAACCAUCAACCAGUCAUCCGCAAUGCAUUGGUCGCGCUUAGUUCGCUGCACAAGGACUACCUGUGUGGGGAGCUGGCCGGAGCCGGGACCGAUCAGUAUGAGACGCCCACUCCGUACUCGGCUGCGAACGUGAAGGCCAUGGCCAUGAUCAGCAGAUGCCACCGACAGUUGAGAUACUACCUUUCCCGACCCGACGCGUCUCCGGACGUGGCUCUCGUCUGUAGCGUGAUAUUUUACACGUUUGAGUCCCUGCUAGGCGAAUCGCAGCGGGCAAUCUGGCACCUAGACCAGGGCUUGAUUUUGCUUAGGAAGUGCCAGCUUGACACAUCGUUCGUGUCGAAUGAUGAUUCCCUGAUCCCGCACCUAAGCACGCUGCUGCACCAUCUGGACCUUCAGGCCAGUUGCUUCGACGACCGGCGGCCUCCCUUGUUGACACUCGCCACGGAUGCGGAAAUAAAAGGCCACGUCGACAUCGUUCCCGACACUUUUCUCGACCUGACGCACGCUGAAGCCGUCCUCACCAAGAUCCAGAAUUGGGUGCUGCACCAUCUCGUCAACUAUGUACAUUAUCGAGGAGCCGCGGUGGAAGAGCUGCCGUCCGAAUCCUUCGUCGAGCGACUCGUGCUCGCGGCGCAGCUCCAGAAGUACGAAGCCGUCUUGGACACGUUCGCAUACCAUAGGAGCCCCAUCUUGAAUACAGAGUGCCAUGGAGAGGACCAUCGUCAGCAACGUACGCAACGCAUUUUGCUCCUUCGCGUCAACCUACACACCUUCAUCUACCUGGUCAAGGAGAACCUGCCCCUAGUCACGGCCGAUACAUACGACAUGGCAAAGAAGGUCAUGGCGUUGCUGCCCGGAUACAGCGGGAGGCCUCUCCCACAGAUCGUGCUAUCGAGCGGCAACACGGAAGCCGACCUCGAGAGCGCCCUAGCGAGCAUAGAAGCCCUCCUCUCCCAGACAUGGCCGCCGGACUCUGCAGCUCCCAGUACAGAAAGCCCGACCCGAACCUACACGCUUUCGACGCACCUGAUCGCGGCGAUCUACUUCCUCAGCCUCAAGACCACGAACAAGCAGAUUCUCGAAAAGGCCACGGCCUUGUUCUCGCACCCUCGGCUCCGCCACGCCCGCGACGGCCUGUGGGAUGCCCGCACCGCGGCCUUUCUCGUCAGCAACCUCGCCGGGGUUCGUCAAAAUGGCAACGUCACGGAGGGCCGCAACGCCAGCGAUAUCCUCAUGCACAUUGCCGAGCAGGACGUUGGCGUCGAUAUUGCCCAGCUGCAGCGGAUUUUCAGCUUGAGCGAGAAAUCCGGCCUCCCGAUGAUGCAGUCCAAGAAGUUCACCCUGGUGCUGCGGCAAGGUGCUAUGGUGCGCAGGCACAUCGGGCAAGAAUACAGUGUGGAUACCUCUACCUCUAUUUCAGCCACGGCCGGGCGCGACGCCUACGAUCACCACUCCGAGCAUCAACACAUUGCCGACGCGAACUACACACUGUCUACAGACCACCUGGCCCCGAUGCCCGUCCCUCCAAGAAGAACACCGGGCAAGACUGGCCCAUCCAGAGCCCCGGGGACGUGCGGCCGAGAAAGGCAAUCUGAGGACACAACAGACGUAUACCCGCAGUAUAUCACGACGGGGAUUAAGUCAGGAACGUGUCUUUCCACCCUUUCUGGCGUGUCCAAGCCCAAGCCCACGCCCGUCAUCACCCGUCCCCUCCAUUUCUGA